GUCGCGUUUUAAGACAGCCUGUCAAGUUAAAAACAAACAGAUCAACUUUUGAAUACGCGUCCAAUCUGAUACGCUCCGUCUAGCUGUUGAACGCAAGAACGCGUCCUGUGUGAAUCAUGCCUCCCAACACCUGAGGUGGGAAAUACCUUGUGGAGAGCAGCAGCUUACACUCAGACUAAAUAUAGAUCCAUCGCGAGGGAACCCGGACACCGCGCCUCCCCACGCACGGCUCGUUUAUCUGCAUGUUGUGUUUAGCUGGAAAGUUGGAUUGUAUCGGUGGUAUCGUUCUCCAUUUUUAAAAUAUUCUAUUUUUGCUAAAUGGAAAAACACAGGAUUUCUUUAGAUAAAAAUAUAUUAACCUCUCAACUACACACGCGUAAAGCGCAUUUUUAACUCCUUGUUCCUGGCGGUGCGCACGCACGCUAUCCAACAAGUGCAUGCUCGAAGCUCAACUGCUGUGUCUUAAGAAGCGAUUGAAGAGAAAACAGAUGGAGAUGCCUGCCUAACGACCUGGACCUCGAAUCGAUCCACGCAACCUCGCCAAUACGCACAUACUUUGUCGCAGUGAUAAAAUGCGCGUUUGUUUGAUGCGCGUCGAGUGAGCUGGUGGAUUAUGUGCAUCUGUUAGUUUCCCCGCCGAUGGAGCCGCCGUAAUUCGUUGUUUUGGUCAUUUUUACAACAAACUAGAGACCGGGCGGUUUGCUUAUAUUUUGACGGUCCGAACCCAAAAGCCUUACAUCUAGUCCACCCGUAACCUGCGAAGACUUGUAAAUCCUUACACCUGGUUUCUUGGAGAGGGCUGCGCAAUUGCGCACGCUGUGAGAGUAUACUAUCGGCGCUUUCCAUGGAAUCCACUCCACGCGUGAUCUCCACUGAGGGUUUCGGUCCUAUCUGAUGUGGGGUAAAAAGUUGCCGUCUGGACAGUAAAUCACAUAUAUGAGGAUCAAUACACACGUGCUGGUCAACACAAAGCGCAAAAAUGCCUAUGCAUCCGGUGACUUCCACUUUGAUGUACCGGGGGAUCUGCACCAUUCCAGAUAUCCUGUCGUACCGGGCACCGGUCAACCUGCCUGAGGAUGAGGUGGAAGAAAUCCGGGAGGCGUUUAAGGUGUUUGAUCGAGAUGGGAAUGGCUUCAUCUCAAAGCAGGAGCUCGGCAUGGCCAUGCGUUCUCUAGGGUACAUGCCCAAUGAGGUCGAGCUUGAGGUCAUCAUUCAGAGACUCGACAUGGAUGGAGACGGCCAGGUGGAUUUUGAGGAGUUUGUUACUCUCCUGGGGCCCAAACUCUCGGCUGCCGGGAUGCCUGACAAGUUCAACGGAACCGAUUUUGACUCUGUGUUCUGGAAGUGUGAUAUGCAGAAGCUGACUGUGGAAGAGCUGAAGAGACUCUUAUAUGACACUUUCUGUGACCACCUGUCAAUGAAGGACAUUGAGAAUAUCAUCAUGACAGAGGAGAAUCACAUCGAAAAUCCUGAGGACUGCCAGGUUGACAUUGACACGGAGAGUCCAACCCAGCAGGUGAAGCAAACAUGCGUACGGAAGAGUCUGAUCUGCGCCUUCGCGAUUGCUUUCAUCAUCAGUGUCAUGCUCAUUGCAGCCAAUCAGGUGCUUCGCAGUGGCAUGAAGUAACGUAUGGACCGCUCACAACGUAGAUUCAAUUCAACAUAAGACAGUGACAAAAAUGGCUAAAAAAGAAAAAACACGCACACAUGCACACACAAACUGGAGCAACUGAAAAGUUCAUUUUAUCUACGUGAAAUCCAAAUGUUGUAACUGAAAUAUUUUUGAGAUGAGCUACAGCUUCCACUGGACAGAGUUUUUCAUAUUUGACAACUGUUUCAAAACGUAACGCAGACAAAUAUGUAAACGCACACAUACUGUGUCUUACCCGCAAUGAAAAGUACAUUAAACGAGAGAAAGAAGAAGUUUAUACUGUAAUGGACUCAAAAAAGUUUCCCCUUCAAACCGCUCUCUCCCUCUUCAGUAUGUUUUGGGUGAGUUUAGCCGCAUGGACAUCUCCAACCGAGGAUCCUACUCUUCAGUGCAUGACGAUGCAUGGAUUUACAAUAGCCUGGAUGCACCAGUAGAGCUCAGCUGUGCAUCCAUUCACCUAUAUAUCAGAUCCCAAUGCAAAUUUUCCAGAGAAAGACCCGUCUCACACAUGUGAAGAGUUUUGGAUAUGGAGCGGAGGCCGUUUCUGACAUUUUACAUCCAGUAUACUGAUCCCUUUGCAUGAGAAUAAGGGCUGUUUAGGGCAUGCUCAUGUCAUGCAAUGUUAGUCUUGUGUUUGUCGAGUAACUAUCGUGGAUUUUUACCUGUUGCACAUGCCUGAGAUGAUUGUAGUAGUACUCUAUAUGGACAAAGGGGGCGUGAAACAACCCAAAAAUCAUGCUAUACCACUAGUGACAUUCAGUCAGUAUUAAGAGGUUUGUAGUACAUGGAUAAAAAUGAAUUUCUUUUCACCUGAAAUACACUAUGCAUUUUCAGGCUCACUGUUUUGAAUGAUCAGCAGCGCUCAUCGGUGCAAAUGUAACUUACAUUUUUGCAAACAUUUGCACUGUAGUUAUCACAUAGAGGUGAUAAUUAGGAGCUUUUGAAUUGAAAUGACAUGACUGACAGGAAAUGAUACCAAAUGAUUACGUAAGACACAGAAUAAAAGGAGUAUUUGAUUUCUGACAUAUCAGGAAAUGAUUUAAUGGUCGUUUUUGAACCAAAUCGAUGUCCAUUUAAGCUUAUCGCCUAACCUAAAUGGAUGAUCAUGAUGUUUUUAUUCAUUUGCAGUGUUAGGAAUAUGUGUAUUAAUAUAACCUGAGAGCAAACACUGUGGUAUAUCAGUGUUUCACCUCUAUUUCAAAAUAUAUUGUUCAUGUGUCCAAAUGAAUGUGCCAUUUGUGAAAUCGUUCACUGUUUUCCUGGGAAACAUAGUACGUUUGUGAGCAGGUUCACUUGAUGAUCAUGAAACAGAGUAUCUAAGGUGUGAAUAAUGUUUAAAAUAUGAAUGUCAGGGUUUGAAUAUGUAUCAGUGUGUCAUUUGUUAAAGGGCAUUUUUCAUUAGUUUUCAACUCUGCCCAGGGCCUGAAUUGAUUUAGCUGUUAGUUACAGCACCAUGAAACUCUUACAUUUGGAUGUCCAGGUAUAAAUGAAAUAUGCAAUGGAUGGAAACACCCAUCUCAGCAUGCACACAGGCACUACCAUCGAGUGACAGUCAAAAAGGAGUCACAGGACAACAAUGUACAGGUUUCCCCCAUUAUACAGGCACGAUUACUUAUUCAUUUAUAGAAAUGGGAAAGCUAAUAAUGUUUCUGAGCUGCAAUCGCUUUAACCAGAGAAUAGCCUAUUAUUUAAGACACGUCCAGAAUAGCACAAGCUGAUAAGGAAAUUCUCAUUAUAUCAUUACCGGAUUGGCAGGUGACCCCAUAUGCCCCAGAGUUUUAUUUGUGCUUAGUAAAUCAGAUCCAGAAUUUAUUAUUCACAAUAGCUGCUCAUUUAAAAAGAAAAGAAAGAAGUAUAAAAGAAAUGCAACAAUGCUUAGUUUUAGAUUUAUCACACUAUAAAUACCUUAAGGAUCUAUUUCUACUUGCUCUAGCCCUUAAAAUGUAUCAUGUAUCAUAAUCAUAUUAAAUAGGUUUGACUUAAAUAUUAAAUAAAUAAUAAAAAAAACUUUAAAAUUUUUGACGUAAAUAAGACCAUUUGCUUGAAGGCUUAAAUUAUUUUAUUAUUAUUAAAUUAAUUAAUAUUUUUGACAUCAAUAAAAACAGUUAAUUCGAGGUGUUACUACAUGGAGCACAUUUUUAGGUUAUCUGACAAAAUUAUUUUUGCCGUGCAGCAAGGACCAGUGUUGGGGAAAGUUACUUUUAAAAGUAAUGAAUUACAAUAUUGCAUUACUUCCUAAAAAAGUAACUAAUCAUAUUACUUAGUUACUUUUUAUGGAAAGUAAUGUUACUUUACUUUUGUGUUUCUUUUUCUCAUCCAGGCUGGGCUAGCUUGAUUGUUUUUUUAAAAAAAAAGAAAAAAAAAAAGGCAAAUGUAAAGGCCAAAUGUUUUUCUCAACAUGGGGCAUGAUAGGUGUCAAGUCAGUCAAUAAAUUGGAAAACAAAGUAACAUAUUUAUUUGAAAAAGUAUCUCAGAUAUUUUGUUGUGAAUUUAAAAGUAAUGCGUUACUUUACUAGUUACUUGGAAAAAAAAGAGUCAUUUGAUUGUAACUCAACUUAGGGGCCGUUUACACGACACCGUUUUCAACUAAAAUCGUAAAACUAUUAAUGCGUUUUGGCUGUUCAUUUACAUGUCAGCGGCGUUUUGGGUGCUUGAAAACGCAAGCUUUGGAAAACAGGUUCAAAGUGCAAGUUUUUGAAAACGGUCUCCGUGUAAACAACAAAAACGCGAAUCUGUGGAAACGAUGACGUCAUGCACAUGCGUAUUACAUGUUCAGUCUAUAGUGUUUCAUCGCCAUCUAAUGGCCUGGCAGCAGCAUACAGCAUUUUUAGUCGUUUUCGCGGAUCCGUGUGAAUGGGGAUCAUUUUGACAAUGGUGUCGUCUGUACGCGGAAAAGGACAAACUUCUCCAUUUUAAGCAUAUCGUUGUCGUGUAAACAUACCCUUACUUGUAAUGUUUCACCCCCCAACACUGGUAAAGACUUAUUUACUUUUCUCUUGAGAAUGCUGGCAAAUGACCCAAGACAAAUGAAAUUCAAACAGAUGCCUUCUCGAUGUUGCUCUGCUUGAUGUCAACAAGACAUAUAUUUUGUUUAAAAGCUUCUUUGAACAUUUCUCAUAAAAGACACACAUGCUUGUAACUGGGGGACACCUGAAUAUGAAUCUUAUGUUCCAUUUUUAAUUGGGACUAUAAGGUUCAUUAUAAUGUACAUUACAUACUAAAGCAUAUAGUAUAUCUAAGUAUUUCAUGUCUACUUGGCAUCAUGAAAAAGGGUAUCUAAAAAAAAAAAGCAUACAUUUUAAUGAGGUUUGUUGUUUGCGUCAUCUUUCCUGAAGAGGAAAUAUUGAGAAUAUAUAUUUAAGCAAUACAUGAAAGUGACUAUAGAAAAUGUGGGUUGACAAAUGCUAACUACAUAUAACUGUGGAUUUUAAUGAGAAUGUUGGUUUGUACAAGAUUGUGCAAAAGAGGAUGGUUCUCUUUUCUCAUUAAUCAUAGAGACCAGUAGUUUAUUAUCUGUAGAGCACUUUAGUAUCCAAGAUUUUUAGUAAUUUUACAUUGAAGUCAUUUUUAUUAUAUCCAGAUUUUUUGUAUUACAUGAAUUAUCAAGAUGUUUAUGUUUGUACAUGUAGAGCUUCAUUAUUUUUGUUAAAGAGAUGGCAAUAUAUGACAUAGACUUUAUUCGAGAUGUGAGCCACAUUACUGUGUAUUUCUAAAGAGACAUGCACACAAAUUCUGCUUACACUUAAUUUAUGUAAACAAGUAUUUGGCCGUCCUUUGGCCUGUUUCAAUACUUGAGACAUCAAACGUGUUAAAUGUUGUCCUGUGACAUUUCUUACUUUGCCUUAUGCUGUUUUUUUUUUUUUUUUCUAAAGAUCAUAUAGAAUAUUGUUUACAGUGUUGACAUUUCUAUGAUGUUCCUAUCAGGUCUGAAUAUACUUCUGUUUGGGAUGAACUGUUUUUGAAUGUGGAUAAUCAAUGUGCCAUACAUAUGUUUAUUAGUGCGACUUAUGCUCUCUGAGGAGGGUCAAUGUAUAAACAUUAUACAUUCAUUUCACCUUGUGAAGUGUGUUUACCGAGUGCACAGAAUCUAUGUAUCCACCUGUGACAUUGUACUGUAUUCCAAAUGAAUAAAGAUGAUACCAAAAUACACUGGAAGAAGAAACUUAAAAACAAGUAUUCCUUUACAAAC
Ctenopharyngodon idella (grass carp) is the source of this 5840-nucleotide messenger RNA. RefSeq names its product calcium-binding protein 7 (gene cabp7a). The record is from RefSeq and is a predicted model, not a curated record. The transcript is spliced from 5 exons. Bases 980 to 1627 code for a protein of 215 amino acids. Gene Ontology annotation, molecular function: calcium ion binding. NCBI's taxonomy places the organism in Eukaryota, Metazoa, Chordata, Actinopteri, Cypriniformes, Xenocyprididae.